AAAAGUAAUUCUAGAAUUCACGGUGAAAUCAGUGAAAUCGACUUAGAAGAUAUGUCUAAAAGUGGUGGGACUAUGGCGCGCAAGGAAGUGACCGGUUUAAAUCGCAUAACCGCCAAAGGCCUGAAGGAAUUGUGCAAACGAGACAAAUUGUAUCAAACGCCGCGUUUGAAUGACGUGCUAUAUCUGCACUAUCAAGGGUAUCAAUACAUUGAAUGUCUGGAGGACUACACAGAGCUAAAGUGCCUGUGGUUGGACUGCAAUGCCAUAUCGGAGAUUCAGGGUCUGGAACAACAAAGCAAACUGAAAUGUCUUUUUCUGCAAAACAAUCUCGUUACUACGAUCGAAAAUUUAAAGUAUUGCCCCGAGCUGGACACGCUUAAUCUUAGUUCGAAUCAUAUUCGUAAAAUUGAAAAUAUUGGAUGUGAGAUUCUGCCUGUGUUAAAUACUUUAAAUAUUUCUUCAAAUUAUCUGAAGGAUAGUGAAAGCUUGUCGGGUUUAGUGGAAUGUAAAACCUUGGCUGUGCUUGAUCUAUCUAAUAAUCGCAUAGACGACAUCUUGGUGGUGAAAAUAUUCGAGCAGAUGCCGAAUUUGAAAGUCUUGGUUUUGCAGGGAAACCCUGUGGUUUCCCGAAUUCCCCAAUAUCGAAAGACUUUGAUUCUGGCUUGUAAGGAACUAACCUAUUUGGACAGUCGUCCAGUAUUUCCGCGUGAUCGUGCUUGUGCUGAAGCCUGGAAACGUGAAGGAUACGAGGGUGAACGAAAGGAAAACAAUCGUUGGAAUCGCCAGGAGCGCCGUAAAAUGCGUGAUAGCGUCAACUGCACUAUUCGUAUGGGGAAUACACAUCGUCCACCCGAUCAACAGGUCCCAUAUCUUAUGUCGAGUGAUUCGGAAGCCGAAGAGGCAAAAGAUAAAUGCGCGGAGAAUAGUCGGAAAAAAGCUGAAUUGGAAAAUAGCACUGCCGAUGAUAUAUGGGAUGAGGUUUCAGGAGAACAAGCGAAAUCGGAGCACGGCUCGACUAGCUCAAGUUCAGGUGCAGAAAAUGCGAGCGCUUCGUCGUUCGCCGAUCACAUGGCAGAGCAAUUAAGUAAUCCUCGUGUACAACGCUUAGAAGGUCGUCCAAAGGUUUUGUAUGAAGCUGAAGGAGGUGAUAUGGAAAGCAUUGAAAAACUUGUCAAGAAUACGGAUGCUGAAAAAAAAGAACUAGUUGAAAUUGUGAAGGAAACGAUAACGGAAAAAGAUCAUAGUGAAGAUUCUUUUGGCGGGGAAAGUCUAAAAAGGAAACGCAUCCUUAUCGAGGAGGGAAAACUAAAUGAAAUGGAUUUACAACCAAAAAAAUAUAAAGUAGAAGAAAAUGUUGAAUGUGAAAACAAAGAAGCAACAGAUAAUAAUACACCAGCUGAACUUAAAGAAGUAUGCGAUGAAAACUCAAAAAUUGAAACAAAUGUGUCUUGUAAAACACCCGUGUCUGAAAUUACAGAAUUAAAUGAAACCCCCUCGGAAAUAAAGGGACUUCCUGAACUGAGCAGCGAUUCAGAGGGUGAUGAUGGUCCGGAACUAGAGCGAACGUCCCAGGCUAUUAAGGCAAUCGCUCAAGACCACAGCAUUGGCGAACAAAGCCCCACUCCACAGGAUAUUAAAUCUAAGCUCAUAGACGAAAUGUACAAAAAGUUUGAGUCCGAAUCUCUUGCAGAUUCUGAAUCCCUUGACAAACUUACGACUGACUUUCAACUUGAGGACAGGUUCUGUUGUGAAGAUAACAAUCCACAAAGAACCGUCUCUCAUUUUGACAAUGAAUUAAGCUUACUACCCAAGUCCUCUAACCAAUUGGAAUUCGAUAAAGUCUGCCUUGAUGCAACUGAGAAAUGUGCUCACGAUAUGGAAGAAAUGGCUAGCUAUUUGGGGGACGAUCUCCAAGAGCUAAUAGAAGCUACAGACCAGGUAAGGGGCACGGUGGAGUCCCCCGAUGAUCCAGUUGAAAGCGAUACAAAUGAGAGUGGAGAAGAUCAAUGCGAGGCGGAGUCGCGACUGUUAAAUGAGCAGCAUGAAGAGAGACGUAAGAAAUUUAUCGAAAGGCAUGAGGCACAGAAACAAAAGGAAGAUAAGCUCAACACAUCGGCAGCCGACGAGGGUGCAAAAGAAUGUACGACAAAUAAUGACGAAGAUCUAGAUCUGGCAUUUGCAAAAGCUUUAGACGACGCGACAGAUGAUGUACCAAAGCGGGUUUUCGGUUCGGGUCACGAUAUACCCAGCCAUCAAUGGCCACAGGAAGAGUCUAUGCGUCAGUUAAGUCUAUCACAGAAUGGCAAUGAUAACUAUAGACCAUCAAUAUCUGACAGUAGUGCGGAGGCCGCUGAGAAGAUUUGUAUUCAAAUGGAAGGCAAGUUGGCUAAGGAGGAGGAGUCCCUAAGAAAACUUUUGCAAGAACUCGAAAAUGAAACUGAGGCAAUGUACAAAAUAGAGUCGAAUGUUGAGUAUAUAGAAAUCGUAACUGUUGUAGAUUCAGAAGCAGCAAAGAUCUGUCAAACUCUUCUUUCCGAUGUAAUCAAUGAGAUAGAAUAUAACGAACCCAAAUGCUUGGAGUUCGGUCCUAUUGAAUCAGAUGACGAAUUCAGUUACUCGACCCGCCCAAAUGUUGAGAGGGCAGUAUUGCCCGAACUAGAAGAUCCUGCUAAGGGAAAAUCUGUAAGGGAAUGCCUGGACGCCUUUGGGGAUUUUUUAACACAUGUAUCAGAUCAAAAGAAUCCCACGAUGUUGGGACGUAAGAACUCAACGUGUGCGGAGAAAAUUAGAGCAGCCAAAGGGCUUUUGUCGUCCCAACAAUUACACGAGUUUAACAAGGAUACCCCAGAGAGUUUGGAUGCGCAAUUGGCUAAAGAGGAGGAACGACGUAAACAACGGGUGGCCGCAUCUGCUGCUCGCUGCUACGCCCAGAAAGAAAAAUAUGAUGAUACUUUGGAUGUGGUAGAUAAUCGUUUAAUGGUCGUAAAAAAGGACACUGGGGAACUGGAAGAGCUACCCGCACCCCCAGCGCUAGUAAGUGACAGUGAUGACGAUGAAGACUACGAUACGGCCAGUGAGGAACAUUUCGAAGGCGACGGCAAACAUGUAUCCAGAGGCAUCUGGACAAAGCCGUAUGAGCCGAAGCCUCGCAAGUCUGCUGAGCAUUUGGUAGCCGAGGCAAUGGAACGCAAUCUCCGUAAUCAGAUAACCGAUGAUUUUGAUGUGGAAUCAGAAGAAUUCUAUUCUUUCCCCACCGAGACGUUUGGUUCCAUCGACUCUGAGUUCUUCCAGAAGCUUGAUUUGGAGAAGGUGAAAGUUUUCGACGAAGUAGAAGCAGCUACCGAAUGCAUGCGUAGUUACAACGAACUUAAGUCCUGCAUGAAGUCCGGGUCCACUCAGCUGGAAUUAAGUAACGAAGAACGUGAAAUGCUUCAAGAAUUCCUACCUAAGGAAAAUGAGGAUGAGAAUAUGUCGGAAACAGCCAAAGCUAAAUUGGAAGAAGAGAAUGAUCUGCUCAGAAAAAUGAUGGAACGCAUGAAGGAGCAAGAAGAGCGAGAAAGACAAGCGCAAGCAGUGGCAAGCCUUGACGAAAAGGAGGAGAACUCUGCCCAGUUGACUGUGGGCGGGUGUAAGCUGUACGAGAGGAAUAGCCAAGCAAAUGUCACUGCAAGUAACGAACAGACUGAAAAAGUUACGGAAGCGAUCCCAAACUCCGUGGAGUCGAAUGUAAUUUCUUUAUCAGCGCAAGAUGUGGUCAGCGGGGAUAGUGAUAAGGAGGAGGAAUUGCAAGAUCCCAUUCCGUUAGGUGAUCAAACGAGUGACUUAAACAAGUCCGAAACCAGUGACAAAGCCAAGCCUCGCCCUCACUCAAACAUAGAUGAUGACAAUAGGUCGGAAGGCUCUACUGACUGUGAGUCAGAGGAGGAACCGGAGCCAAUAGCCGUUGUGGAGCCUCCUAAUUUACCCGAUGGUGUGCUUAAGAGAUAUUUUUAUACGGACUGUGAAGAUUUCCAUCAAGUGCUGGAACUAGAAGAGGCGGAGAAACGCGAUCUUUCCCAGCUUAAGAAUGCGUGGAAGGAUGAUGACUCCAAGAAGGAAACGAAGCAAAACCAGAAUCAAAAAAAUGCCUUGCCAGUCGGUGCAGAAGAUAAAGACUCAAAGACUGGGGACAAUGGGCCAAAUGAUUUCAGAGAAGAUUCAGAGUCACAUCCAUUACCCGGGGAUGACAUAUCUGAGAUUAAGGAAAAUGCUAAGGCCAAAUGGGCCAAGAUAGCUAAGAGAUUGCAUGAAUUUAUAGAUGUUGAGGGUAUGGAGAGGCUGGAGAAGCAAGAUUUCUGUGAAAGCAAUGAUGAGGACAAUGACAACGAUGAAGACGUUUUUAAGGAGUUGGUUAAGCUAAAUCCUCUUGGGGGAACACAAGAGCCAAAUCACACUGAAGAGGGGGCAAGUGGGGACGGAAUUGAGAAAAGUGUUCCGUCAAACACCGAGCAAUCCAAAAAUUUGAUUAAGCUUGACUAUUUUGAAGCCCCAGACCCAGAGAAAGAGCUAAAACAACUUAGAACCGAGCAAAUUGAGUGCAAUUUGGAAAUAUUAAAUGAUGAUGGAGAUAUUGUGGUCCAGGAGCUCGAAGUGGAAGCACAGGUCACCUAUGAGUUACAAUAAUUUUAUUAAGUAUGUUUUGUUUUUCUAAUCUGCGUUUACUUCUAUAUUAUUUGUAAAUCUCAAUGAGUAAAUUAAAGAACAUUCCAAAAACCAA
This is a messenger RNA of Drosophila willistoni, 4756 nucleotides long. RefSeq names its product dynein axonemal assembly factor 1 homolog (gene dtr). The coding region runs from base 52 to 4662 and encodes 1536 amino acids. Lineage: Eukaryota; Metazoa; Arthropoda; Insecta; Diptera; Drosophilidae. The transcript has 5 exons. Gene Ontology annotation, molecular function: protein binding. The record is from RefSeq and is a predicted model, not a curated record.